Capsella rubella is the source of this 640-nucleotide messenger RNA. Its product is annotated as mitochondrial import inner membrane translocase subunit TIM14-3. Gene Ontology annotation, cellular component: PAM complex, Tim23 associated import motor. The coding region runs from base 174 to 512 and encodes 112 amino acids. The transcript has 3 exons. Gene Ontology annotation, biological process: protein import into mitochondrial matrix. NCBI's taxonomy places the organism in Eukaryota, Viridiplantae, Streptophyta, Magnoliopsida, Brassicales, Brassicaceae. The record is from RefSeq and is a predicted model, not a curated record. Gene Ontology annotation, molecular function: ATPase activator activity.
CGAAAAAGAAACAAACACAAAUCAAAAGCAUAUUUUUAUUUCUCCCCUCCAAGAACCCUAAACCCAUUCCCCACUUCGAUCGACAAACUCGAAAAAUCAAAGAUUUAUUGGGAUUUAUUAAUCCGAUUGUAUUUUGUCCGGACAUAAACUUCGCUCCAAUCUACGCUUGAAUAAUGACUACGCCAAUUAUUGCAGGUGCUGCUGUAGCUGCAGCUGCUUAUGCUGGUAGAUAUGGUAUAUUGGCUUGGCAAGCUUUCAAAGCUAGGCCACGUGUGCCUAGAAUGCGCAGGUUUUAUGAAGGUGGUUUCCAAGCUUCUAUGACACGCCGAGAAGCUGCGCUCAUUCUUGGAGUUAGGGAGAGUGUUGUUGCAGAGAAGGUGAAGGAAGCUCACCGGAGAGUGAUGGUUGCAAACCACCCGGACGCAGGAGGCAGUCACUAUAUGGCUUCUAAGAUUAAUGAAGCCAAAGAGAUGAUGCUUGGCAAAUCUAAUAACACCGGUUCUGCCUUUUGAUUGUCUCAUGUGUUUGAUACGAAACUAACAAAAGUAUGUAUUUUCCAUUGGUUUUGUUAUGAAUGUAGUACGAUUUCAUCAUAUUGUUGCUCUUGUAUAUCAUUCUUUUAAGGACCCCAUUGGAUUCA